Molecule: messenger RNA, 3468 nt
Organism: Hippocampus comes (tiger tail seahorse)
Lineage: Eukaryota; Metazoa; Chordata; Actinopteri; Syngnathiformes; Syngnathidae
Gene: asap1b
Product: ArfGAP with SH3 domain, ankyrin repeat and PH domain 1b
Exons: 25
Coding region: 642-3377 (911 amino acids)
Biological process (GO): positive regulation of GTPase activity
Cellular component (GO): cytoplasm
Molecular function (GO): GTPase activator activity; protein binding
Source: RefSeq, a predicted model, not a curated record
CUCCUCCUCCUCCCCCACCAUCUCCUCCUCCUCCUCCUACUUCUCAGUGCAGCUUGGAGAGCGAGCGAGCAAGAGUGGCGGCGGUGGAUGAGUCGACGGCACGAAAACCUUUCUCCUACCCUUCAAAAAGCACCUAAAAAGCAGCCGAGGAAGGCCGUACCGGAGCCCGCGUCAGUUGGGUGAUGACAUUUGCGCACCAUGGACUACGAUAGAGAGGCGGUUUAGCGUGAACGGCUGACGGUUGCUGGACGAUUUCGUAAACUGGGCUCGUUUUGGAACAUCUGUAUAGCAAAAUGUGGCCAUCCGCUCUCCUUCCUCCGGGCUCGACUUAGACGCUCGAUUUAGACGUUUGCACGCUCCCCAUUUCGUCUCAAAAUCCAGCUAAUCCCCCCCUCUCGCUCCCUGGGGAGCAGUGAAGUCAUCCGAGAGGGAAAAACGGGGUUUAAUCAUCUCCGUAGCGACAAGGAAAAUCCGCUUUCUCUCCCCUCCCUCCCUCACUCGGACUCGCCCUGCCCCCCCCCCCGCACAACCCGCGUUUACAUGCUGUGUUCCCUCUAAGUGCUCUCUCCUCGACACCCCCUGUCCCCCCUUCCCCUUCCCCACCUUCGAGCCACCCAACUGGCCAUUAUCUGCCGUCGAGGAUGCCGGAUCAGAUCUCAGUAACCGAGUUCCUCUCGGAGACGACCGAGGAUUACAAUUCGCCCACCACGUCCAGCUUCACCACCCGGCUGCAGAGCUGCAGGAACACCGUCAGCGUCCUGGAGGAGGCGCUUGACCAGGACCGAACCUCUCUGCAGAAGGUGAAGAAAUCCGUCAAAGCCAUCUACAAUUCAGGACAAGAUCAUGUCCAAAAUGAGGAAAACUAUGCUCAAGCUCUGGACAAAUUUGGCAGCAACUUCAUCAGCCGGGACAACCCUGAUUUGGGCACUGCCUUUGUCAAAUUCUCCUCACUUACCAAGGAGCUAUCAGCCCUCCUGAAGAACCUGCUGCAGAGCCUGAGCCACAAUGUAAUCUUCACCCUGGACUCGCUACUCAAAGGAGACUUGAAAGGUGUCAAAGGGGACAUCAAGAAGCCCUUUGACAAGGCCUGGAAGGACUACGAGGCCAAGUUCACCAAAAUCGAGAAGGAAAAGCGGGAGCACGCCAAGCAGCACGGGAUGAUCCGCACUGAGAUCACCGGAGCCGAGAUUGCUGAGGAGAUGGAAAAGGAGCGUCGGCUCUUCCAGCUGCAGAUGUGCGAGUACCUGAUCAAAGUGAAUGAGAUCAAGACCAAGAAAGGCGUGGACCUCCUGCAGAACCUCAUUAAGUAUUACCACGCGCAGUGCAAUUUCUUCCAAGACGGCUUGAAGACGGCCGACAAGUUGAAGCAGUACAUUGAGAAAUUGGCGGCUGACCUCUACAACAUCAAACAAACCCAGGAUGAGGAGAAGAAGCAGCUGACUGCCCUGCGCGACCUCAUCAAGUCCUCCCUCCAGCUGGACCAGAAGGAGUCUAGAAGAGACUCGCAGAGUAAGCAAGGUGGCUACAGCAUGCACCAGCUGCAGGGCAACAAGGAAUUUGGCAGCGAGAAAAAAGGCUACCUGCUGAAGAAGAGCGACGGGCUGAGAAAGGUGUGGCAGCGCAGGCAGUGCUCGGUGAAGGGGGGCAUCCUCACCAUCUCUCAUGCCACAUCCAACAGGCAGCCGGUGAAGCUCAACCUCCUCACCUGCCAGGUCAAACCCAGCGCCGAGGACAGGAAGUGUUUUGAUCUCAUUUCCCAUAACCGCACGUAUCAUUUCCAAGCUGAGGAUGAGCAAGAGUUUGUCAUCUGGAUCUCGGUGCUGACCAACAGCAAGGAGGAGGCCCUGAACAUGGCCUUCCGCGGCGAGCAAAGCAGUGGCGGCGAGGACGGCCUAGAGGACCUCACCAAAGCCAUCAUCGAGGAUGUGCUGCGCAUGCCGGGCAACGAGCUGUGCUGCGACUGUGGCGCGGCAGAUCCCAAAUGGCUGUCCACCAACCUGGGCAUCCUGACAUGCAUCGAGUGCUCCGGCAUCCACCGAGAAAUGGGCGUGCACAUCUCCCGCAUCCAGUCCAUGGAGCUCGACAAACUGGGCACCUCAGAACUCUUGCUGGCCAAGAACAUCGGGAACAGUAGUUUCAAUGAGAUCAUGGAGGGCAACCUGCCGUCCCCCUCGCCCAAGCCCGGCCCCUCCAGCGACAUGACGGUGAGGAAGGAGUUCAUCAACGCCAAGUAUGUGGACCACAAGUACGCCCGCAAGACGUGCUCGUCGGCGGCAGCCAAGAUGAUGGACCUGUACGAGGCGGUGCGCGCCCGUGACCUGCUGGCCCUGGUCCAGGUCUACGCCGAGGGCGUGGAGCUCAUGGAGCCGCUGCCUGAGGCCGGCCCGGAAGUGGGAGAGACGGCGCUGCACUACUCAGUCCGGACAGCUGACCACACCUCGCUGCACCUAGUGGACUUCCUGGUGCAAAACAGCGGUAAUCUGGACAAGCAGACGGAAUGGGGCAACACGGCCCUCCAUUACUGCUGCAUGUACGAGAAGCCCGAGUGCCUCAAGCUGCUCCUCAGGGGCAAACCGGCCACCGAUAUCACCAAUCAGAACGGGGAGACGGCGCUGGAUGUUGCCAGGCGACUGAGGAACGCACCGUGCGAGGAGGCGCUGGUGCAAGCGGCUGAGGGGAAAUUCAACCCUCACAUCCACGUGGAGUACGAGUGGAGCCUUCGACUGGAGGAGAUGGACGAGAGCGACGAUGAUCUGGAUGACAAGCCCAGUCCCAUCAAGAAGGACCGGUCGCCGCGGCCACAGAGCUUCUGCCACUCAUCCAGCCUGUCGCCGCACGACAAGCUCUCGCUGCCAGGCUUCAUCAGCCAGCGCGACAAGCAGCAGCGGCUGUCCUACAGCGCCUUCACCAACCAGAUGUACAGCGCCUCCACCGACCUCACGUCCUCGCCCGUGGCCGACGGCCCGCCGCUGCCGCCCAGGAACCAGGGCAAAGCUCCACACUUGGCAUUCCUCGGCUCUCAUUCGCACUACGCCACACUGGCUGGCACUCGACCAUACAUCCCUGCUCCGGCCGCCGCCGCCGCCUCGCCUGCACUCACGGCGGGAGGCAGCGCCACCCUGUCCAAGAAGAGGCCGCCGCCCCCGCCGCCCAGCCACAAACGCACCCUGUCCGACCCGCCCGGCCCGCUCUGUCACAUCAGAGGGGGCCUGUCCGGGGAGGAGACACAAGCACACGGUAUCCAGUCGGACCUCACAUUAACACCGUGCCCGAACAAAUACGCUUUGUUCCCCGCUCGCGACAUAGAACACCUCAAAUUGGCUUUUUCUCUUGAAAUGAAUGGAAACGACAAAAAAAAAAAAAAGAGCUCCCCAUAGGACUGCGCUUUGUAAAAACAGACAGUAAUAACAACAAUUGUCCAUCUGUACAGUAUUUUCAGAAUUUGUCAUUCUAUCGAUGAAUUGAUUG